This is a messenger RNA of Patella vulgata (common limpet), 13564 nucleotides long. Its product is annotated as baculoviral IAP repeat-containing protein 2. Gene Ontology annotation, cellular component: cytoplasm; spindle microtubule; nucleus. The transcript is spliced from 2 exons. The coding region runs from base 16 to 1302 and encodes 428 amino acids. Gene Ontology annotation, biological process: regulation of cell cycle; negative regulation of apoptotic process. Lineage: Eukaryota; Metazoa; Mollusca; Gastropoda; Patellidae. The record is from RefSeq and is a predicted model, not a curated record. Gene Ontology annotation, molecular function: cysteine-type endopeptidase inhibitor activity involved in apoptotic process.
UUUUUAUACUUAGACAUGGCUAAAAACACAACACAAUAUGGAACUGCUACAAUGGCACCGACUCCUGUACAGAAAUUACAUAGAUUACAAAGUAAGCAGACAGAAAUUGACAGCUGCAACAAGCUUCAACAGAGGCUCAAUUCUUUCAGCAACAGCAACUGGAGGUCGAAGAAAUCACAAAUACAGUUAGCAUUAGCAGGAUUUAGGUAUACCGGAGAAAGUGAUCGUGUUGAAUGCGAAGAUUGUAAGAAACGUGUUGUGAAAUGGUCUAAAGAUGACGACCCCCUAGAAACUCAUUUUCGUCUUUCACCGCAAUGCCCUUAUUUGAAAAGUUUGGGCUACUCGGUCGAUUUACAAAUCCCCAAAUUCAGAAAGUAUGCAAACUAUAAUACAAGACUGCAAUCUAUGGAAAGAUUGCCUAGUGAAUAUUCUGAAGAGGUACCAAGUUUUGAGUCUCUGGCUCGUUCAGGUUUUUUCUACCAAGGCACUUUUGACCGAAUGAAUUGCUUUCAUUGUGGGUUAGUAUUGAGGGACUGGGAACCAGACACAGUUCCAAAUACAGUUCAUAAACAGUUUGGUAAGAAUUGUGGGUUCAUUGAAAGAGUCUUAAAAAAUGAAAACUCUAAAGGAAACUUCAUACAGAUCAGGAGGUCAAAUCAUCUAAGUUCGAAUAGUGCAGAUAAUACAGAGAUAAAGCAUAACAUUGGACAGUUGAAUACAAAUCUUAAAACAACAUCAAUGGCACAGAACUCACAUGAAAACAUGAAUUCUGGUUUGAAUAUGACUUUAGAUAUGUGCAUGGAGAGAACAGAUAGUGGUCAGAAAAAAAUGGCUACUGUUGCAGUUCAACCAGCAUUGAAUUAUAAGAGGAGACCAAUAGGAAUCUUUUCCUCUGAGUAUCAAAGGCAACAUCGGCAACAUCAGCAACAAAGAGCUUUAGAAGUGGACAGUGCGUCUGUGGACGUCCCAGACUCUUUGAAAAGUAGCAAGGAAAAUGGUCAAACACCAGUGUCAAAAUCAUCCAGUCUUAUACGACCCUCUCUCCUCAACACAAAGGCGUCCGUGCCCACACAGAGUGAAAUGGUGACUGCAGGGGCGGCAUCAACACCUGUGAUCACGCCUAUAGAGCAAGCAGUCAAUGAGAUGGGAUACAGUUUAGAUGUAAUAAAUCAAGCAAUUACAGAACGACAGCAACGUGGCGAGGGUAACUUCCCUGAUGCGACUACAUUAUGUUUAGCUGUUAUGGAUUUAACUGAAAGUACAUCAACCACUCCAUCUGAGAAUACUGAUGUGGAUAUAUGAAUACCAACACUUCCAAAUGUGCCGGACUGUCGGUACCAAAGCAAGCCAGUUGCUCUGCUUUUCAAAAAAAGCACGCCCUGGGCCCCUGACCAAUGGCUGGCCAAUAUGGACAAUGCCAUCAAAAAUUUGUCAGUGUUAUAAUUAGAGAGGCGGUACAUCCACAAUGAAUGUAGAAACACUUGACUAACUUAAAGGCAACCCAUGUACCGAUAAUCUAAAACAAGAAAUUAAUUUUUGCUGAAAUUAAUAACCGGAUUACAUCAGUGAGGUAAUGGGUACUAAUGGUAAUACACAUUGAAAUUCUCACCAUAAUUAUAUGAUCAUUAUGUGACUGUGGGCCUAAUCAUUUUUAAAAUAUGGACUCUGUCUGUGGUUCAUUGCAGUUUUAAUAAUCUUAGCAAAGUAAAAGGUUACCAACUGCCAAAUUUUAACCAAUUGUCAAGAUUAUUGCUAAUUAAUCAUGAAGCGAUAGGACAUAUUUACUUUGUGGCAUUCAUUUCUUGUAUCACAGUAUGGUAUAGCCAUCACUCCUUUCUGUUUAAAAUCACAAAAAGGGAGUAACAUUGAUUCUAAGGUUCACUAUAAGAUCUUUAAAUCAAUCAUAGUUUGAUAAUAAGAAGAAGAUCAUUAAAUCAGUCCUUUGAUUUUAUUGAUUCAUUAGCGAAAGGGUUAAAUGCCAGCCUUAAUAAGAUCAUUUGAAUCCAUGUAUUAUAAGUUUAUCUUCUUUAUUAUGUGAUAUUAGUUUUUAUUAGUGUGCUGAAUAUUAAUUAAUGCUUUGUUUUGAAUUUCCAGCACACAUUAUAAAUUAACUGACAAAAACUAGUCAUUUAUUUGCUUUGAGUUGUUCGUCAGUACCCGUAUAUACAUGUAUCAAGUUGUUUUGUUUUACUGCAGUAAAAUUUUGAAAUUUGAGUUUUAUGCACAUUGUUAAAAUAGUAUAUUUAAUGUAUAUUGGUUAUGUUAAGUUACUGGAAUUUUUGUAUUUGGUUAAACUUUUUUUGAACACUAAAUUCACAUGUCUUCCACCAGUCACACAACAUACAAAUUCUUGAACUUGAUGAUCACUAAUUAUAAUUACUUACUGUGCACAAGAAAAACACUUUUUCAGACGAAAUAUGAAAAUCUUUAUAGGGUUUCAAGCAUGAUAAUUUUAAUAAUCUUUUAUAAUACCAUAAUUUAAUAACAGUAUUAUGUAUUUAUACAAUCAAUAUACAUAUAUCAUUCAAACAUACACUAUAAUGUACGGUAUACACAGUGAUUUUUCAAACAUACUAGUGUAUAAACAGUGAUUUUCCAAACAGUUCAGUAAAGAAUUUAGUGUUAUGAAACAUACUUUUAAUGUAGUAUAUAAUAAAUCAGAUAUUUGUAUUGGUAAUGGUAAAUAUAAACACAAUUUCAUUUUUUUACAAUUUAAGUGUCUAAUAUACAUAAUGUAACAAAACAUGUAUAUUAAACUAAAUUGUACUAGAAUGUAAACUUUAAUAACAAUGUAUAUAAGUAAGGUUAAUAAAUAAAUUCAUGUUUAUUUUGGUAUGUACAGAGGCUUAAAGAUAUAUUUCCAUGCAAAUCACAAUCCGAAUUCAGUACCCAUGGGUUGAAAACAUAUUGAAAAAAUAAAAGAGGAGAAAUAUAUUUGCUACCAAAAACAUAGGUACAUGUACUAAUCACACUGCCAUUAUGAGAAUUGCAAAUGAGAGUGGCUCACUUAACAAAAGGUCCUAGGUUUGGUCCAGCCUGAUUUACCCUUGUCAGUGGUGUAGGACCAAGGGAAAGCAUCUGGUGGAUGAAAAAUAAAAUGUGGUCCUGUGUACAACAUUGACAGGCUAGUAAAGAUCCCCCUGCUAGGGAAGAUAGUAACGUAGUAGUCAUGACAAAAUUUACAGCAGAACGCACUGAUUGUUGUAUACCCUUGUCAUUUUGUGCAGAAAAGUAAGAAGUUAAACCCUGUUUUAUAUCAUUUUGCAAGACAAUAAAUGGGUGAGCUACAUGUAUCGUGUUACCAAGGAAUAUUUUCUUCGCUUCGCCCCCCAACCCCCCGGGUUCAUCUGUCUAUUUAUCUGUCGCACAUUCGCACUUUGAGUAGCAUUUUAUGUGUCAAUGUUUUGGAAUCAUGAAGCGCAAUAACUCUGAUUCUAAUUGAGCGAGGGUGAUGAAUAGAAAUAAAAUGUUUUGCUUCAACUGGGUUAAUGAAGAUGGGCAUAUACCGUGCAGUGUGCUAUGACAGAAAUUUUGCCAGGAUAGUGACGCUACUGCCUACUCUUAUAUCAAAUUCCAUCUGCCAAGAGUUCGUUUAUGUUGCCUACUCUUAUAUCAAAUUCCAACUGCCAAGGGUUCGUUGACGUGCACGCCAAUGUGUACAUGGGACCUUGACGAACGACAAUACGUUGCAGCUUGCCAGACCCUCCGUCCUACACCACUCGUGAGGGGGGACCACCCCGGUAAAUCCUGAUGAACCGGGAUCAAACACAGGGCCUCCAGGUUAACGUUUCACUCACUGAGCCACUACAGCCUCCGGUGAUGAUUAUAGUGUGAUACCAAGAUUGUGGACCUUCUACAGAUCACAAAUUUUAUCUGAUUUUUUUGUCACCCCUGUCUGUCCAGAGGUCCAUUCACAAUGUAGGUUUAUGUCCCAAAGAUCUUGUUUCCUUUCUAUAUUGACAUGUAUCGGACCGAAACUUCAUGGAUUAUAGCCCCUGAUAGUACCACGAUUUUAGCUUGUGGACCCCGAUGUCACAAUUUUAACCGAUUUUGAUGAGACUUAACAUAUAUUCAUAUCCAAAACAUACGAGCAUAUAUAGGACCGUUAUUUUGCGGAUUAUGCCCACUGAUUGGUACGCCCACAUUGAAAUGUGGUUGUGUAUUGUCAUCGCUGUCGGUCUGUCCGUCCACGCUCUAGAGGCUAAAGUUAAUAUCCAAUUGACUUUAAAUUUAUACACAGUGUUUAAGGUCAUGAGACGAAGAAGCCUAUUGAUUUUCAGCGAUUUCCGAUAUUUACUGCCAGAGUUAUGGUCCUUGAUCACUUCAAAAAAUCAUGUGGACGCUCUAGAGGCUAAAGUUAAUAUCCGAUUGACUUUAAAUUUAUACACAGUAUUUACGGUCAUGAGACGAAGAAGCCUAUUGAUAUUCAGCGAUUUCCGAUAAUUACUGCCCGAGUUAUGGCCCUUGAUCACUUCAAAAAAUCUUGAAGGUCUAGAGGCUAAAGUUAAUAUCCGAUUGAGUUUAAAUUUAUACACAGUCUUUAAAGUCAUGAGAUGAAGAAGCCUAUUGAUUUUAAGCUAUUUCCGAUAAUUACUGCCAGCGAUUUCCGAUAAUUACUGCCCGACUUAUGGCCCUUGAUCACUUCAAAAAAUCUUGUGGGCACUCUAGAGGCCAAAGUUAAUAUCCGAUUGACUUUAAAUUUAUACACAGUGUUUAAGGUCAUGAGACAAAGACGCCUAUUGAUUUUCAGCAAUUUCUGAUAGUUACUGCCAGAGUUAUGGCCCUUGAUCACUUCAAAAAAUCGUGAAGCUGUAGAGGCUAAAGUUAAUAUCCGAUUGACUUUAAAUUUAUACACAGUCUUUAAAGUCAUGAGACAAAGAAGCCUAUUGGUUUUAAGCUAUUUCCGAUAAUUACUGCCAGAGUUAUGGCCCUUGAUCACUUCAAACCAGCGGCUGCCAGGCAGGAUAUGCCCACAUUUUCGAGAGAUGGAUAAGAGAACAAGCUAACAAGAAAGUGAUUUUUCCUACUAUCAAGGGCCAUAAUUCAGGAAAUUACAAUUCAAUAUGCGCGAAUAUCGAAAAUAACUGAGAUCUUUGUGUUAUAAACUUACAUUUCAAGUUUCAACAAAAUCGGUCUAUAGGGUCCACAACCUUGAUAUACCGUAUUUUUACGCUAUUUGAAAACGAACGGCGACCAUUUUGUCUGUCAAUUUUGGGUUGAUUUUCACGAAAUUCGAAUUCAAUCGUCUUUAGGGUGUAACAGUGAUAUAAUAACACGUUUUUUUAAAUCGGAUAAAAAUUAUGACUUCUAUAGGGUCCACAAGCUAAAAACGCGAUUUUUCGUACAAUCAGGGGCCAUAAUUCGGGAAGUUAUGGUCCGAUAUGCGCGAAUAUCGAAAGGAACCGAAAUCUUUUGGUUAAAACUUACAUUUCAAGUUUCAACAAAAUCGGAUAAAAAUUGUGAUCUCUAUAGGGUCCACAACCUUGAUAUACCAUAUUCUUACGUUAUUUGAGAACGAACGGCGGCCAUUUUGUCUGUCAAUUUUGGGCCGAUUUUCAUGAAAUUCCAACUCAGUCGUCCUUAGGGUGUAACGGUGAUAUAAUAAUACGGGUUUUUAAAUCAGAUAAAAAUUAUGACUUCUAUAGGGUCCACAAGCUAAAAACGCGAUUUUCAUACAAUCAGCGGCCAUAAUUCAGGAAGUUAUGGUCCGAUAUGCGCGAAUAUCGAAAGGAACCGAGAUCUUUGGGUUAUGAACUUACAUUUCAAGUUUCAACAAAAUCGAAUAAAAAUUGUGACCUCUAUUGGGUCCACAAGCUAAAAACGUGAUUUUUCGUACAAACAGGGACCAUAAUCCAAGAAGUUUCGAUCCGAUACAUGCCAAUAUCGAAAGCAGCCAAGAUCUUUUGGAGAUAAACCUAUAUUUCAAGUUUCGUCAAAAUCGGAUAAGAAUUGUGACCUCUAGAGUGUCCACAAACAAAUUGUGGACGGACGUCCAGACGGACAGGGGCGACGGCAUAAUAUGUCCACAUGAAAAUGUGGGCGUAUAAAAAUCUUGUCGGCGCUCUAGAGGUCAAAGUUAAUAUCCGAUUGACUUUAAAUUUAUACACAGUGUUUAAGGUCAUGAGACGAAGAAGCAUAUUGAUUUCAGUGAUUUCCAAUAAUUACUGCCAAAGUUAUGACGCUCUAGAGGCCAAAGUUAAUAUUCAAUUGACGUUAAAUUUAUACACAGUGUUUAAACUCAUGAGACGAAGAAGCCUAUUGAUUUUCAGCGAUUUCCGAUAAUUACUGCCAGAGUUAUGGCCCUUGAUCACUUCAAAAUAUCUUGUGGAUAUCGUCUAUCCAAUGUCUAUCCAAUUUAAAAGCAAGUGGUUGCCAUGUGUAAGGUAUGCUCACAUUUUGCAAGAGAUGGAUAGAGAACAAGCUAAAGCUUUGUGAUUUUUCGUACCAUCAGGGGCCAUAAUCUAAGUUCUUUUCAUAAAAUGUCAGUUAUCCUCUCACGGUCUCAUAUAAUAAGUAUUAGUCUUUGAAGGAAUUAUUAGUGAGCAGAAAUUUGCCUGUUUAUCUGUUAUCGCUAGUUAACUUCAGUCAGUUAUAUUAUAUAGAAGGAUAACACGUUUUCCUUUUUGCUUUCAUAACUUCUGUUUCAUCAAAUCUUUGUUACGCAUCUAUCGUAGCAAUAAUCUCUGUGUUAAAAUUAUAUUUGGAAGUGUUUAAUUAACCAGUUCUAUCACAUUAUGUGAUAAUGGUGGACACCAAUAUUGUCCUUUAAGUUUCACCAAAUCGUAUAAAAAUUGUGAUCUCUAAAGGUUCCACAACCUUGGUACUACAUACUAUAACUGCUAGGUUCUUCAAUAACUAAUAAGCCUGGAGUGGUUCAUAAAUCUUUUAAUUACUGGAACUUCUAUCUUACAAAUGACAAUAAUUCCAUACAUACAAUGUACACCUAUAGCACAGUGGAUGACCCACAUAGCCGCUACUAAUAAUAAGUGCAGGGGGAUUGCACCACACAUAAUAUGUUGAAAUCACAAACAAACGUACAUAUCAGUUUAAGUGGAUGCAUUCCGGGGGCUAGCCGUAAGCAUCCAAUGCGCCGCACAGUCCUGGGCCUGUAGUGAUACAAACUUCACUCAAAAUUGAAAAACACAAUCAGGAAUAUAACCCAUUGUGUAAUACUAGUACGAGUCAUAAGCUGCUAUAUGCCACAUAAAAUAUGAUUGUGAGCAUAUUGAAGUAAAAAAUUACCUAUACAAUUAACCAUAUCAGUGAAAUGUAUAAAAACCAGCGGCUGUCAGGCAGAAUACUUCCACAUUUUGCAGGAGCUGGAUAGAGAACAAGCUAAAAACAAACACGAUUUUUUGUACAAUCAGGGGCAAUAAUCCAGAAAGUUAUGAUCUGAAAUGUGCAAAUAUCAAAAGGGACCGAGAUCUUUGAGAUAUAAAGAUAUGUUUUGAGUUUCAUUAAAGUCGAAUAAAAAUUGUGACCUCUAGAGGGUCCACAACCUUCAUAUUACAUACUUUUACACAAUUUGCGUACAAAGAGCGGCCAUUUUGUUGAGCAGUUUCAUUUCAAUUUUCCCGAAAUUCAAAUUCAACCUUCAUUAUGGGGGAAUGGUGAUAUAUUUAAACGGUUUUUAAAAUCGGAAAAAAAUUGUCAACUCUAGAGAAUCUGCAAGCUAAAAAUGCUUUUUUUUUUCGAACAAUCAAGGGCCACAAUCCAGGAAGUUACGUUUGGAUAUGCGCUAUUAUCAAAAGGAACCAAGAUCUUAGUGUGUAACAGUGAUAUAUUGACACAUGUUUUUUUAAAUCGGAUAAAAAUUGUGACCUCUAAAUUUUGUACAAUCAAGGGCCAGAAUUCAGGAAGUUAUGAUCCGAUAUGCGCAAAUAUCAAAAGGAACAAAGGUUUGUGGGUUAUAAACAUGUAUUUCUAGUUUCAUCAAAAUCGGAUCAAAAUUGUGACCUCUAGAGGGUUCACAACCUUGAUAUACCAGAUAUUUACACUAUUUGUGUAUGAGGGGCGGCCAUUUUGUCCAAAGUUUUGGUCCAAAUUUCACGAAAUUCGAAGUCAACCAACAUUACGUGUAACAGAGAUAUAUUCGAACGUUUUUGUAAAUCAGAUAACAAUUGUGACCUCUAGAGGGACCACAAGUUAAAAACACGAUUUUUCGUACAAUCAGGGGACAUAAUUCAGGAAGUUACGAUCCGAUAUGCGCAAAUAUCAAAAGCAACCAAGAUCUUUGGGUUAUAAACAUGCAUCAAAAUUGGAUCAAAAUUCGAACUUAACCAUCAUUAUGGUGUAACGGUGAUAUAUUCACACAGUUUUUUAAAUCGGAUAAUAAUUUUGACCUCUAGAGAGAGACCACAAGCUAAUAACGUGAUUUUACGUACAGUCAAGGGCCAUAAUUCAGGAAAUUACUAUCAAUAUGAGUAAAUAUCAAAAGGAACCAAGAUGUUUGGGUUAUAAACAUGUAUUUCAAGUUCCAUCAAAAUCGGAUCAAAAUUGUGAGCUUUAGAGGGUCCACAACCUUGAUAUACCAUAUUUUUACACUGUUUGCAUACGAGGGCCGUCCAUUUUGUCCGGUAGUUCUGGUCCAAAUUUCACGAAAUUCGAACCCAACCGUUAUUAAGGUGUAAUGGUGAUAUAUUCAACCGUUUUUUUUAAAUCGGAAUAAAAUUGUGACCUCCAUAAUGUCCACAAGCUAAAAAACAUGAUUUUUCGUACAAUCAGGGGCCAUAAUUCAGGAAGUUACGGUCCGAUAUGCGCGAAUAUUGAAAGGAAUCAAGAUCUUUGAGUUAUAAACUUACAUUUAAAAUUUCAACAAAAUCAGAUAAAAAAAGAUUAUAGUUUUUGUCGUUUGAAGGUUCACAAAGUUCUACAAACUGAAACAAGCCUCAACUCUGGAAGUAGUGUACAAAAAUUGUUGAAAUUUGACAGGCUUUUUCGUUUUACUAAUUUAAAUAAUGCCUAUAAAUUUCAUACAGAUCGGAUGAUCACUUUUGUCAUUCAAACGUUCACAAGGUUCACAAUGUAAAACAAGGGCCAUAAUUCUAGAAAUUAUUGACGGAAAUUGCUGAAAUUCAAUAGACAUCUGUUUCACAAAUUUAAAUAAUGCAUAUAAAUUGCAUACAUAUCGGAUGAUAACUUUCAUCAAUCGAGCAUUAACAAGGUUGAACAAAGUGAAACAAGGCCCAUAACCGUAGAAAUAAUUAUUGUAAAUUGCUGAAAUUCAAUAGGCUUCAAGGUUUCACUAAUUUAAAUAAUGCAUUAUAAAUUUCACAAAGAUCGGAUGAUAACUUGCGGCGUUACAGCGUUCAAAAGGUUCAAGAAAGUGAAACGAGCCAUGAUUCCAGAUGUAAUAAACGCAAAUUGCUGAAAUUCAAUAGGAUUGGUUUUUUUAAUAACUUAAAUGGCACAUAUAAAUUUCAUACAGAUCGGCAGAUAACUUUAGAGGUUAGAGCGUUCACAAAGUGCAACAAAGUGAAACAAGGGCCAUAACUCUAGAAGUAAAUAACGGAAAUUGCUGAAAUUCAAUAGGAUUCUUCUCUUUACUAAUUUAAAUGACGCAUGUAAAUUUCAUACAGAUCGGCAGAUAACUUUUAAUGUUAGAGCGAUCCCAAGGUGCAACAAAGUGAAGCAAGGACCUUGUUGAACCUUGUAAACGCUAUUACGGCAAAAGGUAUCACCCGAUUUUUGUGAAAAUGAUAUGCAUUAUCUAAAUUAGUGAAACAAAGAACCCUAUUGAAUUUCAGCAAUUUUCGUUUAUUAUGUCUAGAGUUAUGGCCCUUGUUUCACUUUAUUGAACCUUGUGAACGCUCUAGCGACAAAGUUAUCAUACAAUCUGUAUGAAAUUUAUACUCAUCAUUUAAAUUAGUGAAAAAGCCUAUUGAAUUCUAGCAAUUUCCUUUAAUUUCUUAUACAGUUAUGGCCCUUGUUUCAGUUUAUUGAAUUUUAUGAAUGUUCAAAUGACGAAAGUUAUCAUCUGAUCUGUAUGAAAUUUAUUUGCAUCAUUAGAAUUAGGGAAAUGAAGAAUCUUAUAUAAUUUCAGCAAUUUACGUUAAUUUCUUCUGGAGUUAUAGCCCUUGUUUCACUUUGUUGCACCUUGUGAACGCGCCAGCUACAAAAGUAUCAUCCAAUCUGUAUGAAAUUUAUAUGCGUCAUGAAGAUUAGUAAAACAAAGAAGCCUAUUGAAUUUAAGCAAUUUCCAAUAAUUACUUCUAGAGUCAUCACCCUUGUUUAACUGAGUUGAACCUUGUGAACGCUUGAAAGUCGAAAGCUAUCAUCCGAUAUGUAUAAAUUUUGUAUGCAUCUUGUAAAUUAGUGAAACGAAGAAACCUAUUGAAUUUGAGCAAUUUCUAUCUGAAUGUGUAUGUGGAGCAGCCAUUUUGUCAGGCAAUUUCAGUCCUAUUUUCAUGAAAUUCGAACUCAACCGUCAUUAUGGUGUUACAGUGAUAUAUUUCAACAGUUUUUAUACGCCCACAUUUUCAUGUGGACAUAUAUUGUCAUCCCCCCUGUCCGUCCGUUCACAAUUGUUUGUGAACACUCUACAGGUCAAAAUUUUUAUUUGAUUUCAAUGAAACUUGAAAUAUAGGUUUAUCACCCUAAGAUCUCGGUUUCUGUCGAUAUUGGCAUGUAUCGGACUGUAACUUCAUGGAUUAUGGCCCCUGAUUGUACGAAAAAUCACGUUUUUAGCUUGUGAACACUGUAGAGACCACAAUUUUUAUCCGAUUUGGUUCAAACUUGAAAUGUAUGCUUAUUACCCACAGAUCUCGGUUCCUUUCGAUAUUCGCCCAUAUCGGAACGUAACUUCCUGAAUUAUGGCCCCUGAUUGUACGAAAAAUCGCGUUUUUAGCUUGUGGACCCUAUAGAGAUUAUAAUUUUUAUCCGAUUUAAAAAAACGUAUUUUUAUAUCACCGUUACACCCUAAGGAGGACUGAGUUCGAAUUUCAUGAAAAUCGGCCCAAAUCCGAUUUUGUUGAAACUUGAAAUGUAAGUUUAUAACCCAAAGAUCUCGGUUCCUUUCGAUAUUUGCACAUAUUGGACCGUAACUUCCUGAAUUAUGGCCCCUGAUUGUACGAAAAAUCAGGUUUUUAGCUUGUGGGCCCUAGAGAGGUCAUAAUUUUUAUCCGAUUUAAAAAAUGUAUUAUUGUAUCACCGUUACACCCUAAGGAUGGCUGAGUUUGAAUUUCGUGAAAAUCGGCCCAAAACUGACAGACAAAAUGGCCGCCCCUCGUUCUCAAAUAGCGUAAAAAUAUGGUAUAUCAAGGUUGUGGACCCUAUAAAGGUCACAAUUUUUAUCCGAUUAUGUUUUAACUUGAAAUGUGAGUUUAUAACCCAAAGAUCUCGGUUCCUUUCGAUAUUUGCGCAUAUGGAAUUGUAAUUUUCUGAAUUAUGGCCCUUGAUUGCAGGAAAAAUCACUCCUUUUUAGCUUGUUCUCUAUCCAUCUCUCGAAAAUGUGGGCGUAUCCUGCCUGGCAGCCGCUGGUUUUAAAUCAGAUAAAAUUUGUGACUUCUCAAGGGUCCACUAGCUAAAAUCACAAUUUUUGCGUACAAUCAGGGGCCAUAAUCCAUUAAGUUACUGUCCAAUAUAUGCUGGAAUGUCAAAGGAACCGAGAUCUUUGGAAUAUAGAUAUAUAUUUUAAGUCUCAUCAAAAUUGGUUAAGAUUCCCAACUAGCAGUCUUAUGUUGGGCCAAUGUCGGCAACCUUGGUUUUAUAUACUUUUCCACUAUUUGUAUGUAAGGAUGAUAUAUUUGAACAGUUUUAAUACAACGACAUUGAAAUGUGGUCACAUUAUUGUCUUGGCCCCAUCCAUCGGUCUGGCGUCCACAACCUAUAAAAGUUAAUAUCCGAUUGACUUUAAAUUGACUUUAAAUUUAUACACAGUGUUUAAGGUCAUGAGACGAAGAAGCCUAUUGAUUUUCAACUAUUUCCGAUAAUUACAACCAGAGUUAUGGCCCUUGAUCACUUUGAAAAAUCUUGUGUACCUUCUAGAAGCUAAAGUUAAUAUAAAUUGCUUAAGGUCAUGAGACAAACAAUUGAAAUAAAUUCUGAUGAUUUCUGAUAAUUACUUAAUGGGUUAUUACUUGUCAGUUUUUGAUGUGUUGUAAAUCUUCUGAUUACUGACAAAAGAAAAAUUAUGCGACAACCUUUGUUGACUGUGGACAACUUAGUUGCUGUGGGGGUAUGUUUCGUUGCCUGGCAACCUAUCUUGAAAAUCAGAUAAAAAUUGUGACCUUUAGAUGGACCGCAAGCUAAAACCAGGCAACUCUAUUUUCAUCAAGGUUGCUGGGAUGUAAAUAAGGUUAGGGCAAGUGAUUGUUGGCUAGAUUGUAGGUUAGGAUUUGGGUAAGUAUUAGGGCUAGGUCCAGGGUUAGGCUAAAAAUGUGAUUUUUCUCGUACAAUCAGGGGCCAUAAUCCAGGAAGUUAUAGUCUGGUACGGGGACGGACAGGGCAAUAACAAAUAUUGUUCAAAUAUCUCACCGAUACGCCAUAGUGACGGUUGAGUUCAAAUUUCAUGAAAAUGGGACUGAAACUGCCCAACAAAAUGGCCUUUCUACAUGACGGUUGAGUUCGAAUAUCAUGAAAAUCGGACCGAAACUACCCGACAAAAUGGCUGCGCCACAUAUAGUGUAACAGUAUGUAAUACCAAGGUUACGGACCCUCUGGAGUCCCCUUUUUUAUAUUUGUGCAUUUCUGGAUUAUGACCCCUGAUUGCAUGAAAAAUCACGUUUUUCGCUUGUGGAACCCUCAAGAGGUCACAAUUUUUAUCCGAUUUAAAAAAAAAAGAUUUAAAUAUAUCACUGUUACACCAUAAUGACAAUUGAGUUCAAAUUUCGUGAAAAUCGGAUCAAAACUACCCGACAGAAUGGCCACUCCCUGAACGCAAAUAGUGUAAAGUAGGUCAUACUAAGGUUGUGAUCACCCUCUAGAGCUCACAAUUUUUGACAAAACUUAAUAUAUGUUUAUAUCCCAAAGAUCUAGGGUUCCUUCGAUAGUUGCGCAUAUCGGAUCGUAACUUCCUGGAUUACGGCCCCUGAUUUACGAAAAAUUGCUUUUUUUAAAAACUGUUCUCUGUCCACCUCUUGCGAAAUGUAGGCUUAUCUUGCAUGGCAACCAUUUGUUUAAAAUGAUGUAGCUUGUCUAUCUCAUUGAAUAUUUUUCCAUAUCUUUCGAUAACUUUCAGUUAUUCCCCUUUGUUACGAUAUCUUGUUAGCACCCUCAGGGCUUCAAUUGUGAUCCAAUCUUUUUGAAACUUUGUAUUAAUUUUCAACAAUAACUUUAAGAGUUAAUCUCCUUUUUAUCAAAAUCAGUUAUGAUCGGAUCUUUCUCAAAUUGAUAUUCAAUUUCUACUAUAUUGACAGGAGGAAUCCUAUUGAUAUUCACCUAUUUAGGAUAAUGACUGCCAGAGUUAUUUCCCAAUUGUUAUAAAAUCUUGUUGUUUAUUGCUUGUAUCUUGCUUCGGGUUUGUCUUCAUGGUUUAUAUUGUUUAUGUGUUGUGCGGUUCUCCCAUAACUACUAUUGGAGGUUUUAAUUAUGAUCUGAUCUUAUUAAAAUUUGUAUUGUAUGACCA